AUGAACAUCGAAGAAGUAGUGGUGAAAGAAGAAUGUCCGACUGAAGAAGAGGAAAAACCCGAAAUAAAAAUCAAAGAAGAAGUUGAAGAUGACAGGUCGACGCCAAGUAACUCUGAGCAAACCGACGACUACACUCCAAUCAUGAGCCAGAAAGGCCUCCGACUCUUCUACGACGCCAAGAACUACGAGUACCGGUUCUGCAAUGCGAAGCGCGAUUGCACCUUGGUGGGCAGAAUCGACGUCCCGAUAAGAUGCACGACUCGUCACUGCAAAGGAAAAGCCGUCUGCCUCCGUUCUGAAGACGUCAUUCUGAAAGCGGAGCACGACCCGCCACAUGCUCCUCCAGUGGGCAAGAAGGAAAGAAGAGUGGCUAUAGGACGUCUGAAGCUCGACCGGAUGAGCGGAGUAACUACAGAAGACGCCGUCAGAAGUGUGGUGGCCACUUUGCCCAAAACGAACAUGCCUUCAAAGUCGGCUCUGACUAGAAUCGCCCAGAGAGCCAGUAGAACAUGCCUGCCUCCAAUUCGCGGCAGCACGUCUUUGGGCAUUUUUGAGCCUCAUAUGAAGAGCGUUCUCAGUCGUCCUCCGGAAAUCGUUGGAAGCUUCAGUCGCACGCGAGGGCUCGACAGUGUGGAUGCUCAUCAAAAGAUGCCCGAAGGUUCUGAGAAGAAGGUCGACGAGCGCAUGGUCACCAUUUAUCAAAACGCCAGCAAGUAGGGUUCACUUUUCUUUUUUUUUUUGAAUUUUUUAGUUUAUAGUGAUAAGUAAUUGAUUGACCCUAGGGGUGAAAAACCAAAAUAAAUCUUCUGGAAAAAAAAUUCAAGUCUUCUGGUUACUUUUUUGAGUAUGCUUGAUGUCUUCAGUUAUGACUUGAAAGUUACUCAAAAAGAAGAAAAAAACUGGAUCAAUUUACAGGUUCCGCCAAAUGCUCGCUCGUCCUCUUGAUAAGCCAUCCCCUUCAAUUACUUAUGGAGACGGCCCUAAGCGCAUUUCGAUCAUCGGCAAGAACGGAAUCAGGAGCGCGCCUUAUCCUCCUGUCGCCACAAUUUCAAACGGUCAGUUCAUCUUAUCUUUUUAUUCUCUGAGUCUUUCUUCUUUUUUAAUUUUUAGGUUGAUUCCUCCUUUUUUCGCACAAAAGACUUUAUGCUUCAGAAAGAAGUAACUGAAUGAAAAAUGAUUAGAAACUGAUGCUCUAAAAAUUUUGAAAUUGUUUGAGAUUUUGAUACAAAGCCAAGAAGGAAAAACGAAAAAUGAAAAACAUAAUCACAAGCUUUGUGCUCUCAAAAAUUGAAAAAAAUUGAAAUCAUAAUGCUGUCGUUUGAGAAAAACCCUCAUUAAAAAAAUUUAACAAUAAAAAUGCAAUCGUCAUAGUGAAUUUUUUUGCUCAAACAAAGUCUUAAAUUUUUUCAGGUGAUAAAGGCUCGGUAAAACCUCCUGGUAGCCGAGCGGCGACGUUGGCCGAAGCUCAUGCCAGCAGCACAAAUCGCAGGGGCUGACGCUCUUGGUUUGUUUUUCUGACCAUUCGCAGUAGAAAUUUCAAAAAUUACUUUUACAAAAGUCGUUUCAAAAACUAUUCAAAGUCUCAACCAGUGAAAAUAUUCAUUUUCGGACCGAAGAUCCCUCAAGCCAAGUUUUUUUCAAACAGUGAGCCAUUGGUUCAAGGAAAACUAAGAAAAAUAGAAUUAUCAUAAUUUUAUUAUCGUAGCUCAAAGGCCGUAAAAAAAUGUAUGACCACCAAAAAAAUGAUUGUUUGAGGUUCUGAAAAAAUGAUAAGAAAAAGGAAUAACUGAAUAAAUUAUCAAAUUUCAGCCGAACUCGUCCGCCAACAGGCUCACUACCUCCUGACCGGCAACUUGGAGGGCAAGUUCAACGAGCUCUGGUCUGGAAUCAUCGAAUGCGUCGACAAGUCAAACAAGAGUUAA
Caenorhabditis auriculariae is the source of this 1922-nucleotide messenger RNA. NCBI's taxonomy places the organism in Eukaryota, Metazoa, Nematoda, Chromadorea, Rhabditida, Rhabditidae. The record is from the annotation of a GenBank genome assembly.